AUGUGGGAUCGACAGAAACAAGCCUGGGCGGUUGUUCUUCUAAGCAACGUGCUGAUGAACACCGUGAUCGCCACCCCGAUCUAUAUUCCCCAAUUUGUCCCAGCAAGUACUGGAAGGAACAUCAGGAACCUGCCGUGCGUGUCACGACGAACCGGCGAGACCGGCGUUUGCAUGUUCGCGUUCACAUGCGCGAAGGCGAACGGCACGCAUCUCGGGACCUGCAUCGAUCGCUUCUACUUCGGUAGCUGUUGCAAGAUCGACGAGGAGCCGGACAUUUUUCCGCAGGAUAACAGCAUCGACGACGGCACGCCGGCGAGGCCGUUCGUCACGACCAACGGGCCGAUCGAGAGCAACGACAUACCCGAGUACUUCUCAAGGCCGAGGCCGAUCGACGAGAGGAAACCACCUGGAACGCAGCCCGUCGAGGUAACGACCAAUACUUACACCACUGAAAGUACUCGCACGCAUUCUACGACCACAGAGGAAACGACGAAACUCGCGACGAAAAAGCCGAUACUGACCACCGUCGAAGCGACCACGCAACCGGUUCGGUUAUCAACCUUUCAAACCGUGGAGAAUUCCACGAAAGUGGAUUCGACCACGGAAACCCCGCAUAGAAUCGUCGUCAGUACUGUUCAACAGCCGCAAAAUACGUCCAGCACGAUCGUGACCACAAGCAAACCUUCCACGCUGACCCCUUCGAUCGUUUCGAGGCCAACGACGCCGGAAACAUCAACGAAACUAUCGUCCACCACGCAAACCUCCGUCCAAACGUCCAAGCCGAUCACAAAGAAACCGAUUCAUUCAUCUUCGUCUCACAAACCAACGCACCCAGCGACCCACAAACCGACCCACGCUACUGUCCAUAAGCCCACGGAGACAACGACACCGAGACCUCUGAAAACGACCACCGAAAAAACAACGGAAUCAACAACAUCGAGAACAAUCUCUACAACCACCGAGAAGAUCGUCCCGGUGACGAGAUUUCCGCCAAGGAACGCGACCACGAGCAAACCAUCGACUCAAUCCAGUACCAGAAGACCUAUCAGCAGUACCAAAAGACCAACGACGAUCGGUACCAGUACAAAGAGACCAACCAGUACCACGAAGAAGCCAACCUCGCCUGUUAAACGACCUGUUACCAAACCGACCAGUUCCAGUUUCGGGACCACGGUACCAUUAACCACGACGUUAACUCCAACUACGGUCAAAGACCAGCCAACCAUCGCGACCACCACCGAAAGUACUUCCUCGUCAGCGGGAACAAAACCUGCCAGCACGUUCGCCGCUGUGUCAAGUAUAACCACCCCCGUCACGUCGAAGCCGAUUCAUAAAACAAAGCCGACGACGAUCAGAACGACCACCUCGAGACCGUUCACAACGAUCACGAAGCCGAAACCUACGAGGAUCGGUACAACCACCACGAAAACGGUGCCUAAACCCGAAUAUACGAGUACCACCGAGAAAACGGUACCACUGUCGUCCAUCGAACCCACCACCGUCCCUGUUACGAAACCUCGGCCAACGAUUGAGACGAAACCUACAAAACCAUCGAGCAAACCAACCAUUAGACCCAUCACUACUACUCAACCGACUGUGUUCGUCUCCACCGUGACGGACACGAGCCCUGUGACCACCUCGGAACCAAUGACGACAUAUGCUUCGACAAAAGUGCCGGUUCAGACUGUCGGACAGACUUUAGAAGAAAUUCCACAGACGACACAAUCGCCUGGUCUCGUCACGUGGACCUCCACUUCGGAUGAUACCACUACAAAAACACCGGAGAUAUCUUCUACGACGACUGCACAGACCGAUCAAACCGAAAGCGAAUGGACGCCGAUCACCACGCCGGACGGCUGGAUCAUGAUCCAGUCGCCGAGCACGAAGAAACCGGAGAUCUCGGAGGAUACUACGAUUAGACCGAUCCUUGAAUCUACUUUGCAACCCACCACUUCGGGCAAACCAGCCCUCGAUACUACUAUGGAAUCUGUAACGAAAAGGCCGACCAUAUUGACAACCCUUUCUACAAUCGCGAGCGUGACGAUAGCCACGGAUUUGCCGGUACCUAUGGAAACACUGAACAUGUCAGAUUACAAGCAAGUGUGCGGAAGAAGACUGUUCCCGGAAUCUCGUAUCGUCGGUGGUAGUAGAAGUUCGUUCGCAAAAUGGCCUUGGCAGAUCUCGUUACGACAAUGGCGAACCUCGACGUAUCUGCACAAGUGCGGCGCAGCUUUGCUCAACGAGAAUUGGGCCAUAACCGCGGCGCACUGCGUGGAAAACGUACCACCGAGCGAUCUGUUGCUACGAAUCGGUGAACACGAUCUCGCAAACGAGGACGAACCCUACGGCUACCAAGAAAGAAGGGUCCAAAUUGUCGCCAGUCAUCCUCAAUUCGACCCUCGAACAUUCGAGUACGAUCUCGCCUUGUUGCGAUUCUACGAGCCGUUGUUGCCCUUCCAACCGAACGUUCUGCCGAUCUGUUUGCCGGACGACGACGAAAAUUACGUCGGUCGGACCGCUUACGUCACCGGCUGGGGUCGACUCUACGACGAGGGCCCGUUGCCGUCCACGCUCCAAGAAGUGGCUGUACCGGUCAUCAACAACACGGUGUGCGAGACAAAGUUGAUAACAAAUGAAUUUUAUCUUUACCAAUUUUCUUUUUUCGUUGUGAGAAUUGUAUUAAAAAAGGACCACAAACUUUCUCCGUAGGGUGACAGUGGAGGACCGAUGGUGAUCCAAAGGGCGCGCGACAAACGAUGGAUCCUCGCCGGAGUGAUCAGCUGGGGGAUCGGUUGCGCGGUACCGAACCAGCCUGGCGUGUACACGCGAAUCUCCGAGUUCCGUGAAUGGAUCAACCAAAUCCUCCAGUUUUAA
Molecule: messenger RNA, 2874 nt
Organism: Dufourea novaeangliae
Lineage: Eukaryota; Metazoa; Arthropoda; Insecta; Hymenoptera; Halictidae
Gene: Np
Product: serine proteinase stubble
Exons: 11
Biological process (GO): proteolysis
Molecular function (GO): serine-type endopeptidase activity
Source: RefSeq, a predicted model, not a curated record